AUGGCUAUCGCUGCUCGUCGCCACACCAUGGUCCGGAAGCAACCGAAGGUCAAACCACCCCCCUUGACCAUGAUGACGCGAAGCCGCUCCCGCGUCAUCAAGCCCUCCCCCUCUUCGUCUAUCACUGGCAGUUCGGAGGGCCAUCAUCAAAGUUAUACUGCGUUGCUGGAGGCAGCGAUCGAGGACACUAGGAGGAAGUUGGACGAGACCACCUCGGAACGAGAUGAACUCAAGGCCCGUGAAGCCAUUGCCACUACUUGCAUCAUCUGCAGGUCGCCUAAUUAUUAUCCUCGCAUGCUCGGCUGUGGCCACGUGUUCUGUCAAGGCUGCCUGACCUCGCAGUUCGAAGCAACGAAGGGAGGGCCUACCUGUAGUAUAUGUCGGACGCCGAUAUCCCUCAAAUUCGAGCCGAUUCAAUGCUACGACCUCAAGGCCCAAGUCGAAGCGUGGGCCCUCGCUAAUGGCGUUGUCGUGCCGCCGCCGCCGCCCUUCAAGUGGCCUCCCAGCGGAUCCGUAGAGGACGACGAUUCGGACACCGACUUCCCCCUCGGUGGAGAGAGAGGCAGCUUGCGGAGGCGGCCAAACUGUAGCCUGCUCGCGAGAGAUGGGUUCAAUGAAGACAUGUACGAUAUUUGUAUCCGAUUGUCCGUCGUGUACCGAUUUUCUGCUACUCUCAUGUCCCACAAGUUGAUUGCCUUCGUCGUUCGAAAUGUAGGGCUGGGCAUCGAUAAUGCAUAUACAGAAAAGCUCAGGAGCGCUGGGUCACCCUGGGCUGCGGCCGACACCUGGGGCACAAUACUACGCCAGCACAUUUUCUUGACGAGGCUAGCCGCGCUCCCCCUUCUCCCCUCGCUGUCCGGUUCGCAGGAGGAUCCACCGGGCAAGCGUCUUCUCAGGGACUCUGGGAUAUGGGAAUGCGGAUUCGGCAGCGAGCGCAAUCCGCCGGUGUUCAGAUUCAAGUUGCCGUCGAUGGACACCGUUGCUCGACAAGCGCGGACGCGGAUAUCGAGAGGGGUUAGUGAGGGGUGGUGGGCUUUGCUGUACAUCACGGUCCUCUUCAAAAUUGCGAACGCAUACGGAUCCUUUCGACCAUGUCAUUAUGGCGACUCGUCGCAGUAUAAGCUACGGCAGCUCGAAGGAUACUACAAGACCGUGCACCCGGGGUACAACGCCAAUGCGGGCCCAAGGCACCAAAAGUACACCAUCGCAAGCACCAGGCCAACCUCCAUGAUCUUCGGCGUGUGUCAGUCAGCCAACCUCGAAAUAUGGAUACCUGCCUACGCACCAGCAACAGGAAGCAACGGAUAUACUUCCAGGCUGUACAGACCCGGGUUUGCUUGCGUGGUCGGCUCCAGUGACACUGUUCUUCCGCCGGACAGGCAACGCGCAGUUCGCGCUUUGGACUACGUCAGCUCAUUAACGCUCAAACAGGCGGCGACCUACAGUCAGAGCUUCUCCGAUGCGCUCGAUGCCCUCUCGAGUGAUGUACAUUUCAUGAAGCGCAUGUGCGUGCUCUCCCUCGUAAUGGGCAAGUCACUUGCCUCCCACCCUCACCUCCGCCGCAUCUUCCCUUUCAUGUCCACCGAAGCCGUCCCCGACGACGACGAAGUCGUCUUCCUAAGAUGGGUACCCUCCUCCCAAGAUGACGAUGUUAUCUUCAUGGGAUUUGGACGCGCCUUCUGGGUCAAGCUCUACUGCUGUAACAUUUCCCUCGAUAUCCAAAAACCUCUGAUCGACUGCAUAAUAGAGCGUUGCCUCGCUCGCCGGUGCCCCCACAAGCUCACCGGGAACCUCUUCGUCGCAUUGCCUAUGGGCGUGAAUCAGAAUGGACCAACUCAGGCCAACAGUAUGGAGCUUCUCCGCGAGUUCUUCUCGUGCAUGUGCGGCGCAUUGCUCUUCAAGCCCUAUUUCAUUCAUGAUAAAUGUCCCACACCAGGAUGCCACCGGCCAAUCGACGCAACACCCGCACUCUGCUACGGCUUCGGUGACAAAGUUGAAUCAUUUGCGAAGGAAUUUGGGAUCGAUAUUCCCGAUACCGAACCUUGUGCCCGGGCGAUGGUGACAUGUUUGAAGCUCCAAGAUUGCCAUGUCCUGAAUGCUGCUGGUGGUCAUAAAGUCGGACAAUCAAUAGGCGAAGUAAAGGCGGGGUGUGUGAGGAGGUUUGGCGAGGGCUGGCGGGAUGACAAGGUCGCGGACGACUGCGGCACUGGGAACAGGCUAGCCGCGCUCCCCCUUCUCCCCUCGCUGUCCGGUUCGCAGGAGGAUCCACCAGGCAAGCGUCUUCUCAGGGACUCUGAGGAGGCGGGUCUUGCAGCGAGCGCGCCUAGCGUGGCCGGCUGGCCGUCGUCGAUGGCUGCCGUUGCGCGACAGACGGCAUCGCGGAUAUCGGGAUACGGUGAGCACAUCUAUCUCCUCUUCGAUGAUCUCUGGGCUCAGGGAAUGCGGCUUCCGCAGCGAGCGCAAUCCGCCGGUGCUCAGCCUCAAGUUGCCGUCGAUGGACACCGUUGCGCGACAAGCGCGGACGCGGAUAUCGAGAGGGGUGGUGAGGGAUGGUGGGCUUCGCGCGUCCCGGGCGGUGGCGGCUUGUUGCCAUUGACUUUGCGAAGGCGAUCUGCGGAGUGCACGCCACAAAGGCCGGCCGUGCUCGCUGUGCUCAGUUCCUCCAGUGCGCGCAUCGACAGCAUACCCUUUGCUGCGCGCCAUCGCGUGAGGGCUACAUCUCAUCCCGCCGGAUCGCGCGCAACAGCCCAGUAUGGUUCCUCCUUCCGCCCUCUCGUUUCCAUUGAGUAG
This is a messenger RNA of Schizophyllum commune H4-8, 2790 nucleotides long. RefSeq lists its product as uncharacterized. The coding region runs from base 1 to 2790 and encodes 929 amino acids. The record is from RefSeq and is a predicted model, not a curated record. Lineage: Eukaryota; Fungi; Basidiomycota; Agaricomycetes; Agaricales; Schizophyllaceae. The transcript has 30 exons.